AUGGAUGAAACAAGGACAUUACUCAGUGGGAUCCAGGGAUUAAGAGAGACACUGCAGUCAGAAGAGAAAGGUCUACAUCACAUCCGACAGAAACUGCAGAACUGGGCUGAGCUGGGCCACGCGAUAAUGGGAAAUAUCUGGUGCAACUUCACUCCUGCCAUGAGGCCUCACUCAAAGGGGAAGGAAAUGGGAGGGCAGAUUGUCAUCACAGAAUGGCGUUGCCUUAUUUGGGACUGUACUAACUUUAAUCCUCCUGACACAUGGCAGAACACUGCACUGUUCCACACUGAACUUGAUCAGCUCUACGCAGCUGCAAUGAAGAGGAGGAAAAGGUUGGCAGAAGAUAAUGCCACUUUAGUUCAGCAGGAACUGAUGAGGAUGGAGCGAGAAUUGCAGCAACAAAAGGUCCUUUGUGAAUUCCGUAAGGUGUCUCAGUUGAAACUGGAUGGAUUGGAAAAACGUUAUCGCAAGUUACUGCAGGAGGCUAUUCAGGAUGCAGUACAGCUCUCUGCCCAGAAACAGCAACUGGAGUUAGAAAAGAAACUCUUAAAACAGAGAAUUGCUGAGCUCUGUGACCAGCUGUCUGCAACUAAACAGCAAGAGGUGACACCUCACCCAGGGGAUGGGGAGACAGGCAGUCAUCAAGAUGAAUUUCCUCAAUGAGGCCGGUCAAUUGACAGGUAGGACACACACAAUGGACUGCCUUAUGAUAGUGGUCUUCGAAAAGAUAAAGGCCAUGUUUGUGUUAUUUAAAAUUGUGGACUGAAAUGAGAAAAAAUUGCUUUAAAACCAGUAUUUUAAAGAUUGCUGCAUCUUUUGCAAAGCAAGUAACUUGACCCUCAUGGCAAACACCAUUUAUACAGCUGCUUGAACAAGCAGUAAUUGAAGUUAGUUUGCAGACAAACUGGAGGUG
Rhincodon typus (whale shark) is the source of this 913-nucleotide messenger RNA. RefSeq lists its product as uncharacterized. The transcript has 5 exons. The coding region runs from base 1 to 663 and encodes 220 amino acids. NCBI's taxonomy places the organism in Eukaryota, Metazoa, Chordata, Chondrichthyes, Orectolobiformes, Rhincodontidae. The record is from RefSeq and is a predicted model, not a curated record.